Molecule: messenger RNA, 996 nt
Organism: Colletotrichum higginsianum IMI 349063
Lineage: Eukaryota; Fungi; Ascomycota; Sordariomycetes; Glomerellales; Glomerellaceae
Exons: 5
Coding region: 1-996 (331 amino acids)
Source: RefSeq, a predicted model, not a curated record
AUGAGGCAGGACAACUUCAGUGAGAGACAACGUGCGCCGCCACCCCGACAUCUACCACCUCCUCGGCCAGCUCAGCAGGAGCUUUGGCGAGAUCUCCGUGACCGAGAGGGAGUUACGCGAGACCUGGGACAAGCUACACCUGCAGUGCACGCCUUCGCCCGCGAUUUCGCCGCCGCCAAGGCAAAGCCCGACGGCACCGCCCGCAUGCGCAACGCCCAGGCCGCCCUCGACCUCGCGGCCCCCGUCGACCUCCUCCUCGUGCUUGGCCCGGCCGUGUGCUCCUCCACCGGCAGCCUCAAGGCCAUCUCCAGCCUGCGCAACGCAAAGGGCCACGAGCCCGUCGACGCCGACACCAUCACCGCCGCCAUCCGCACCAAGAUGCUGGCCCGCCACAUGCUGCUCCCAGCCCCCGACCAUGUCGCCCCGGUCCCGAAAGUGGCCGACGUCACCGAGGCCGUCAAGCAUAAGUGCAACCAGCCUUCGCUUCAACAAGCCGUGUUCUACACCUCUCAACAUAAGAAAGAAAUACUAGCAACAACCUUCAAGAAUAUGGAGCAGCAUGACCUCGAGGACGAGGCCUCCCGCGCCAACAUCAGCAGCAGCGGCAGAAGCAGCAGAAGCAGCAGAAGCAGAAGCAACAAGCGCCGCCGCACCAGCCGCCUCUCGUCCGACGAAGUCGACGAGCUGGGUCGCCACGCCCUGGACGACGCCAUGGAGGACGAGGCCCCAAGCUUCCUCGCCUCCAUCACGGAGCAUUACCAGGGCGACAUCGAUGACGCCGACGGCCGACGCCACCCAAACCGACUCCCCUCCGUCCCUCUGCCGCCCUCUCCCCCGUCCUCGAAAGCUGCUCUCGAGACUGCCGAGAAUGCCGCCAAGACGGCAUUGACGGUUGCUGCUGGCGAUUACACCGUCAAGAGCAUAGCGGAGACUAGCCAGUGGCGCCAGUCUCGGGCCGGGCGCGGGGGCGAGGAGGAGGAAGAGGAGGAUGAGUAG